AUGGCUUUGAAUUACUCUCCUUUUUCAUCAAUAACCUGGGAUUGGACUAGUUGUUCAUUAGAUCAAUCGCAAUCUCAACACUGUGACUUAAAAUUCAGAUCUUCAUCCAAUCUAAAUCAAACUUCUAUAAACAAGGUUGACCAGUCUAACAAAUUAAUUGAUAUCCACAACACUUAUACUAAGCUAAACAAGUUUGAUUUGCCAGAUUCCAACACCUACCUGUCCUAUAACAAUUCAACUGAUAGCAACAUCUACACCGCUACUGGAGGUAAAAUUAAGGACAUUGACCAAUUAAAAUGGCAAAUACCAAAAAAUACUAACAGCCAUUGUAAUGCCAGAACUAAAGUUAACUACAGCGAUCCAUACAGCUAUGAGCAUUCGAAAAAAAAGUUUAACCAACAUUCUCAAUGCUAUUCCCCACUCUUGUACAAAAAAGACAUAACCUGUACAUUCCACAACAAUGAUAACAACAACGAAUUUGGCAGCUACACAAACAACAAAACAAAACAAAAUACACACCAGAAUAUGUUUCAAAACAUACAGAACAAGAUACAUAAGAACAUUCCUCAACAUAUACAACACCAACAACAGAUAUUUUGUGAUAGCUACAAAUCGGUGGAAGUAUCUUCCACUGAAAAACUAAAUUUGCCAUUUGUCAAUUUGUGGGACUCGAAGAAAUCGAUGUUUCUGAAGAUUUUGACCACUCAGAUCGUUUCUGGUACCAUUAUUGGUAAGGGAGGGAAAGGAUUAAAUUGGUUCAGACGCAAGUCAAGGGUAGAUGAUAUCCACUUAUCAAUGCCAUGGGAAGUCUAUCCUGGGACAGAAUACAGAACUAUUUUACUUCGAGGUACAAUCAAAUCGGUUGUUAAGGCUGUAACUAUGAUUUCUGAUCUGAUGACCCAUAAGUCCGAGUCUGAGUUCUGUACUCAAGGUGCUUCAACUUGCAUAUUUGUACUUAUUGUAUUACCUGAUAUAUUACUACCUAAAGUAUUGGAAUUAAAGUCGGCAUACAGCCCAAAAUUUGUAUCAAUAGUCCCAUACAAUGAACCCGAUUUUAAUGAGAUUGUUGUGUCGUUUAAGGGCGACCGCCAGUUAUUGCGUAACAUCAUAUCAUACUUUGUUCACCUAAUUGACCAGAUAAUAGGAAUCACAAACUACUGUUUCAUCUCCUACAAAAUCGACAAGGAAUCCAAUAUUAAUGCUGAUAAUGAGAAAUUCGCUAAUAAAACUAACGAUGUUAAUUUGCAAAAUACAAUCAGUCUUUUAUCGGCACAAGAAUAUGAUAAUAUACCUAAUGCGGAGAUCGAUGAAAAAAAUGAAACCUCAAACCUAAAUUUAACACUCAAUGACUUGGCCCCAGACAAUAUAACGUCUUCUGGAACAACAGACGGUUAUUUGCAUGCUAUAGAUAUUGCUACUAGCAAAUUUACCCCUCCCAGCUUGACAUAUAACGAAUACGCUCCUGAAAUUUUGAAAGACACGGGCAUUUUCUAUUCUAAUAAUUGUAAAGAUGGGAAUGAACUGUUCAACACUACAUAUUGCUUCUCUUCCUCCCCUCUGCUCGACCAAAGCUAUUCUACAAAUAUGCAUGAAGUUUCGAACUAUCCCAUUACACUGUCCCUUUCAUUGCCACACAACGUAGAUUUGACGGCCCUACUAAUGAAUUAUCCGCAGUUUCACAAUUUGGAUCUGCCAAGGAACGACGCAGGCCAGCCAAUUUGCAAUUUUACUGGCACUUUUAAUGACGUAUUCGCUAAAGUUUCUGUUUUCAUCUCCGAAAUACACGCUCACACACGCGCCACCUAA
Molecule: messenger RNA, 1806 nt
Organism: Babesia microti strain RI
Lineage: Eukaryota; Apicomplexa; Aconoidasida; Piroplasmida; Babesiidae
Exons: 1
Coding region: 1-1806 (601 amino acids)
Molecular function (GO): RNA binding
Source: RefSeq, a predicted model, not a curated record